UCACUUCUCGUCGGUUCAGGCGGGCUGUUUGAGAGCAGAGAGGUCGGACAUGCUAAGCUUUAAGCUUGUGUAACUGAAGUAGCUUUCUGUAUAUAGUCUAAGGUGUUGGUUCGCCAUAAGAGACAUAUUUAACUUUAAUAGUCUUGUCCAGAUCGAAAGUUAAAGCUAGGCUGGCUUCUUCACUCAGCUGGAGGGAGCACUGUUACUGCGGUUAUUGUUAGCUGACCAAAAAGCCUUACAAGCCCCGCAGAGUGCCGAGCUAUGGACCGACCAUCAAGGAAGACAAAAGCAGUGAAUUACUGUGAAAGCAAGGACUUUGACGAUGAUGAGGAUUUUGCCUGUGUGAGGGCACCACCCAGCAAAAAGGUCAGGGAGGAUGGUACACAAGAACAGAAGAAAUCACUGGGCAAGCCCUUGACUCAAGAAACCAACUCACAGUCGUGCCAGAAGAGCAGAAAGCCACUGGAUGAAAAGCUGUGUGAGAGGGAUCUUGAGGCAGCAAUCACGCUUUCCAUGCUCAAUAAUGCAGAUGAAAUAAAGGACCAGUCUCCUGCCAGUAAAGGCGAUGCUAAAUUUCCAGUAGAUGAAAACACAGAUCCAGCCUCGCUGCUCCUGUCUAACUGCAGUGUGGAUGGUGCAGUUAUGGGCUUGGACAAAAUCACAUCAGAGAAAGGGUCACCUGCCCCAUCUAGACAGAGAACAGCUGCCUCCAAAGCUACUGAGGAGCUGAGAAAGAAGGAUGAUGAUGAAGACUAUGAACCUAAACUGACACCAGAUUCAGAAUACGAUGACGAUUUCAGUGAACCAUCCGAGAGCGAAGAUGAGGAGUUCAAAGUAAAGAAAGUCAGCAAGACUAAAAAGAAAGAAAAAGCAACAAAGAGUGAAAAAACCAAACGGACUCCAGCUUCCAAAAAAGAAAAGCAACCAUCAAAACCAUCAAAGUCUAAAUCACAGGGAGCAGUAUCUUCCACCCCGGUGAGAAGUCCUCCAACAACCACACCUACAACCAAAAGACCUGCGUCAUCCUCCACAGUCUGCAUAUCGAAGCCUGCAGCCUCUCUGAGUACAGCAGUAGGCAAAAUGCCCAAGUGGAACCCACCAGGUCAAAUUGGAAAAAGUCCCUCCUCGUCCCAGACUCCAGCAGUGAAGUCUCCAAGUCAGGGUUUGCGACUCGGGCUGUCCCGCCUCGUUCGAGUGAAACCUUUGCACCCGAGUGUUGCAAGCCACUGACUGAACUGACCCCCUGUCAGUGCCACAGUGUGUGUCACAGGUCAGGUUAUGUUGUGUUUUUAAAGUUCUCAGUUGUUAUUAUUAAGCAGAGACUUGUAAAUAUUAAUUUCUGUUAUUCUUGAUUUGUACUACAAUACAAAAUGCACGAUACCAGGAAGCUUAUGGAGAUUAAGGGUGCCUUUUUUUAACUCUGGACAUUAUUUAUGGUUAUGUCCUCAAAGUGUGAGUUUACAUCUGAGUUGUGUAAUUUUUGUGGUCCUAAACUUUGUCAUCUUACUACCAGUCAAAGCACAUUCUUUUCUCUAGUGUGCAAACACUGUAAAUCUUGUAGAUACACUUAAUAAAAAUAAAAAAAAAAAAAAGGUUACAUUUGUAUGCUGUUUCUACACUAGUAAACAUAUUUCUGAAAUUGUGCAUAGAAGCACAUUUAUGGCUAAAUAAAUGAUAAAUGCAGAGCAUUGCCUUUCACAUAGUCCUCUAAUAGUGCCAGGACAUCAAGUAUUCAUCAUUACAUGCUAAUGCCACCAUAUUAUUUAUGAUUACAGUAGUCAGAGUUGCUUAACUUGUGCACCCUGGAAUAUAUUUUGAAAAUGGAUGGAUGUCUGAAUACAGUUUAUUUAUGGUGAACUUGGCCUGCAUUAUGAUUGAAACUUUGCUGUUGUACAAAAUCCAUGUUGUGCGUAUGCUUGGUCGCAGUUGUGCUCACUGCAUCGAUUUUACACAUGAAAAUUAACAUCAGGAUGAUAAUUAGAAGAUAUUAAAGCCUAUUGAAACUCUGUUUUGAAAUUCCUUAAUUCCAUUUGUGGGUAUUUUGUAUCUCUACAACCAAUGAAAAUAAUUUGUUGGUUCACAUAAGAAAAAGAUUUUGGGAGAGCCUAACUAGUCUUUCUUGAAUCCUGAUAUCACCCAGGAUGACCUUGUAGCUUCUAUGUGGUCAUCACAUGUCAGAUAAAUGUGGAGUAGAAGCAUAAAGAUGCAUUAAAAAUACAUUACUGGUUGCUGGAGAGCCCUAAGCUUAAGUUCACACCGAAGCCAAAAGUGGCUAAAACGUGAAUAGCACAAAUCACACGGGAUCUGAUCAAAACAUCCUGAAAUUUGAAUGACGUCUGUUUUAGUGAUGCCAUUUGUUUCAUGAAC
This is a messenger RNA of Archocentrus centrarchus (flier cichlid), 2367 nucleotides long. RefSeq names its product RAD51 associated protein 1 (gene rad51ap1). Gene Ontology annotation, molecular function: double-stranded DNA binding; single-stranded DNA binding. The transcript is spliced from 9 exons. The record is from RefSeq and is a predicted model, not a curated record. NCBI's taxonomy places the organism in Eukaryota, Metazoa, Chordata, Actinopteri, Cichliformes, Cichlidae. The coding region runs from base 262 to 1230 and encodes 322 amino acids. Gene Ontology annotation, biological process: interstrand cross-link repair; double-strand break repair via homologous recombination.